This is a messenger RNA of Fusarium fujikuroi IMI 58289, 2097 nucleotides long. RefSeq names its product related to heterokaryon incompatibility protein (het-6OR allele). The transcript has a single exon. The coding region runs from base 1 to 2097 and encodes 698 amino acids. The record is from RefSeq and is a predicted model, not a curated record. Lineage: Eukaryota; Fungi; Ascomycota; Sordariomycetes; Hypocreales; Nectriaceae.
AUGUAUCCGCAGUCUAUUGGCACCGAGUCUUUCCGUCUCGUCUCUGUUAUCAUUGACUCCAAUCAGCGACUCUCUCUUACCCUCAACGAACACAAGAUUUCCAGUCCUACCAGUCCGGAAUACUACGCACUCUCUUAUACAUGGAACCCCCCCAAUAUGGAUGAUCCUGUAUUCUACGCAGACACUGACGUACGCCAUAUUCUCCUUAACGGGUCCAGAUUCGCUGUCAAACCGAAUCUUUACGAUGCUCUCUUCCAGCUCCACCAUUCUUAUCCUCAGAUGCUCUUCUGGAUUGACGCCCUCUGCAUUAACCAAAACAAUCCACAGGAGGGCAAACUUCAAGUGGGCAUCAUGGAUCGAAUCUUCGGAGGUGCCAACCAUGUGGUUAUCUGGCUGGGAAAACCCUUUGCUAAGCUUGAGCUAGGGCUCCAAGUUGCAGAACGCAUAGCUUGUGUCGCGUCCACAGCUUGCAAAGCCAUCGUUCGUGGGCAGAAAUAUCCCCACACCCAUCACCUGGAAGAAAUGAAAGAGGCCUAUGGACUUGACCCGUUGAGCUUUGACGAAGCCGAUGCAUUAGUUACGCUCUUUAGCUGCCGCUGGUUUGGGAGACAGUGGGUGAUUCAGGAAGUGGCUCUAGCGGGACAGAUCGAUAUCAUUUGUAAUGAAAUGAGUGUCCCGUUUGACAAAAUCGGGUCGACCGCGUUAUUCUUGCACCUAACUGGCUUGCUCGUGGGAAUUGGCAACCUACUGGGCUCGGGAGGGAAAGACGUGCGUGUGUUGGAAGAUAUGCAUCUCAUGCAGACUGGGAGGACUCAAGUAGUCCGUGAAUGGUGUAAAGGCGACCACAGUGAGUGGAGGGAUGUUUUACCUUUAGUCGACUUUACAGCUGGAAUUGUCGAGAAUACCAUGGCUGUCGGUCAAACAAAGGAGAGCAUAGUCGGCGUUGUUCUUCUCAAGCUGCUCAUGUGGCUGGUCGGUUUUGGUUGCGGAGAUCGUCGCGAUACAAUAUACGGACUGGCAGGUAUAAUCAGUCGCGUUGUCAGCAUUCACGGUCUUCACAGCAUUCCCCAGAGACUCCAGCCGAAUUAUCGUCUCGAUACAGCCACUGUGCUUUAUAAUGCGGCGACGGAGAUCCUGCAGGCGACUGGGAGUUUGGCUCUUCUGGGUGUUGUCAAGGACCCAGCUCUACGUGAGACCACAGGUCUACCGUCCUGGGUCCCAGAUUACCCCCCGAGAAUGGCGUUGAACCCAAUGGCUGGACCAAACUUUAAGUCUUUGGGUAAGUUCGAUGCGUCGAAAUCUAUAGAUUCAGCCAGGUAUGGUGUCGACUUCCAUAUAGACGACAAGGUUCUACAUACUCGCGGCUUCCUCUUGGGUCGCGUUAAAGCUAUGGGCGAGUCUUUGAAACCCAUGGUUUCCGCUGGUAACUUCGCUCAGUGCGCUUCGAUGUUAGUCGACGCAGAGCAGACAUACCCCUUCACGAACCAGCCCUUCGCGGAGGCAUUCUGGCGAACAUUGGUGUUUGAUCAGGACUUAUCCGACCGCCCAGCCAAGCUUCCCACGACCAAACAUUUCCAAGAUAUGGUACUCAUGAUCAUGGCUAAAAGAAUCAGCGAUGAGUUCCAAUCCGGAGGAACCGAUGCUGUCAAGGCCUUUCUGCAGACUUUGGAGGCUAUGGAUACCCUAGAAGCCAAGCAUCCGAAACAAAGUCCCUUCCCUACGAGGAAGUACUUAGCCUCAUUCUGCAGUGGGUUUGGUUUCCUGCCCGAAACCGUAGACGAUAAACUAUGGGCAUACGAACAGCGAAUGGCUUGGCUAGAAUCAAAGAAGAAGAACUUGGUGUUUAUGACUUCCUUGCUCAGUACUACUCUAUUCAACCGGCGGCCAGCGUUAAUGGAAGGAGGUUAUUUUGCCUGUGUUUUCGAGUCUACGAUGGUGGAUGAUGAAAUCUGGGUUGUUUCCGGAUGUCCCACGCCGCUGGUUAUGCGAAGUAAGGGUCCACAGUACUGUUUGAUCGGCGAGACUUAUGUUCAUGGUGUUAUGCAUGGGGAGGCUAUUCAUGUUGAUAGCGAUUGGGUCCAACUGGAGAUUAUAUAA